Penicillium roqueforti is the source of this 1524-nucleotide messenger RNA. RefSeq lists its product as uncharacterized. The record is from RefSeq and is a predicted model, not a curated record. Bases 1 to 1524 code for a protein of 507 amino acids. The transcript is spliced from 4 exons. Lineage: Eukaryota; Fungi; Ascomycota; Eurotiomycetes; Eurotiales; Aspergillaceae.
AUGAGUCUGGAAGUCCAGAUGCCGGGGGUUGGAUCAUCGCGUGCAGGAUCCACGAGCUCUGGUCUCAGACUCGCAGAACGGUGGUAUUAUGACUCCACUCCACCCAUACCGGACCAGAGUGAUCAUUUUCCAUAUCUCAUGCUAGACACAAGGCUCCGUCCUAGGCGAGAUAAACGCAGGGAGGAAUCAAAUCCGGCGCCUAGGCUUAAGAGAGAGCUGUCAGACGACUCUUCUACAAGUUCAGCGGCGGUUAAGAACCGAAGAAUACUCAAAGUUUCAACCCAACGGCUCAGGGGAGCCGAUCAGGCUUGCGUCAAUUCGACCAGAAUCUGUGAGACAAAUACGAGUGCAUCAAUCCCCGCCAAUGUUGAAACCCCGCAUGGAAACACCAGAAACACGGAUAUACAGGACAAUCCAGUUUCCAUCAGAGAGACUAAAUCAGACAUGGGUCUUCUGAAGCGGCAGAAUGACCUGCUGAAGCGGGAGAUCGACCUCAUAAGCAUCCGCCGCGACAGGAAAAUUGUUUCUUUACAGGAAAAUGUGACCUGUCUCCAAGAAUUCAACAAAGAACUCAAUACAAUGCUGGGCCAAUACAGAGAAAUGAAGGAAGUUGAGACCCAUGCGUCUGGGGUACUGGCAGAUGAAGUCAUGGAACUGAGAGCAAAACUCAGACAAAGAGACGAGCAAUUAGAAGGAAAAAUCCACCAGAUUUCUACACUUGACGAGCAGCUUAGCGCUCAUGAGGGGAUGAUACAAAUCAAGGAAGAUUGGCGUCUCGAUUUUACUUGUUCCUCAAGCUUCUCAAAGGCUUUGGCUGAACUGGAAGGAAGGACCCGGCGCUUAGCAGACAUGCUUGCGCAAUGUUUAUCGAGGCAGAAGAUCUCAAAAAUGCGUAAAAAGCCACGCAAGGAAAAGUUACUUCAUAGCUUCGUUAAACGCCUACUUGGAACAGUGGGCGUUCUGGAUACCAAUCCAAUUGAGGCGAUGCGCGCCUUAAUCUUUGGUUUUGUGCGAGAUCGGAUAUUUUUCUCUGAAUGCUGGACAGCUCUACACUCUGAGGGCUAUAUACUGCGAGAAUUACAACAGUUGAUACGAAAGACCUCCCCUCCUGGUACCUUGGAAUCACUGCACAGAGCUUCUGUUGAAUCAAUGCUCAACGAUGAUCAUCAGUUUAAGCAUUGUUGGAUCCAAAAGGAAGUGGAAGAUACCCAAACUCAGUUCCUGAGGCUAUUCUGCCCGUUGUUCGAUACUCAGGUGUUUGAAGAAGUCAAGCAUCAGAUCACCAGAGACUUGGGAAUCGCUUUUGAAGGUGCUUUUGAAGCCCGUGCUCGGUUCAUACCGCCUGAGGGGUCUCGGUAUAGACUGUUACACUUCAAGGCUGGGGAAAAAUUCGAUCCUGCUUAUAUGAAGAUCGAAGAAACCAAUUCAAAAGCAACUUCUGCAAUUUCCCAUCGAGGUAUUCAUCGGAUUAAGGCAGGCAUGUCGUUGACCCUGUCCCAGGGUCCCCUCUUCAGUAGCUACUAA